AUGAGUGAUGCCUAUGAGCGUGAGCGGCAAAACAAUGCGCUCCUCGAGUCUCUUUCGCAGAAAACAAAUGCUUUAAAGUCCGUUACUAUAGAUAUCUACGACAACGCACAAAACCAAGAAACAAUCGAUAGUACUAGCGAAGUAUUUUCCUCCUUAUCUACGAAUCUGAGAGGUAGCGCGGGUCGCCUAACCCGCGCCGCAAGGCAGGGUGAUAAAGUGGCAGUUUUGAAAGUCGCCGGCAUCGUGGCAGGUGCCGGUGUCGGCGCUUGGGUUGUUCUGGGCUGGAUAUUCUAG
Coccidioides posadasii C735 delta SOWgp is the source of this 294-nucleotide messenger RNA. RefSeq lists its product as uncharacterized. Lineage: Eukaryota; Fungi; Ascomycota; Eurotiomycetes; Onygenales; Onygenaceae. The record is from RefSeq and is a predicted model, not a curated record.